Bathycoccus prasinos is the source of this 357-nucleotide messenger RNA. RefSeq lists its product with no specific name. The transcript has a single exon. Gene Ontology annotation, biological process: mitochondrial electron transport, NADH to ubiquinone. The coding region runs from base 1 to 357 and encodes 118 amino acids. The record is from RefSeq and is a predicted model, not a curated record. NCBI's taxonomy places the organism in Eukaryota, Viridiplantae, Chlorophyta, Mamiellophyceae, Mamiellales, Bathycoccaceae.
AUGUCGGCGACUUCUGUGCUGUUCAAAGACUUGUCUUCAAAAACUCGAGCGUUGAGGCUUUACCGUCACUCGUUGAAAACCUGCCUCUCCUGGUGCGUCAUGCGAGACAUUUUCUACUCCGAACGCGAUCGAAUCCGCUCGGAGUUUGAAUCCAAUCGCUCGUUAACGCAAUCGCAAGCGAUGAAGAAAAUCGAGGAAGGCUUCGAAACGCUCGAUUCGUACGCGCACCCAGAUCCGUACAUCGUUCCAACCAUGUACGGCGGGUCGAAAUACGCGAGAAAUCCUCCCGUGCCCGGGAAUAUUCACGUGAUACGAGAUUUCGGGAGAGAGAAGGAAAGUGUUCCAAGGGAAGCGUGA